Molecule: messenger RNA, 1050 nt
Organism: Zingiber officinale
Lineage: Eukaryota; Viridiplantae; Streptophyta; Magnoliopsida; Zingiberales; Zingiberaceae
Product: ethylene-responsive transcription factor CRF1-like
Exons: 2
Coding region: 1-1050 (349 amino acids)
Biological process (GO): regulation of DNA-templated transcription
Molecular function (GO): DNA-binding transcription factor activity; DNA binding
Source: RefSeq, a predicted model, not a curated record
AUGGACGCGGCGUUUUUGCUGCGGACGGAGCACGUUGCCGUGACGCAGAAGCCACUUUCUACGCCGCAGGCCAAGCACGGACAGCCGGCUCAGCGAACCGUGCGCAUCUUCUGCGACGACUUGGAUGCCACUGACUCCUCCGGCGAUGACCGCCCUCGUGGCCUCGUUCCAGGGCCGGCCCUGGAGGAGGGCGGCACUGGGCGAUGGCCCUGGGCCCAUAAUUUGAGAGGGCCCAAAAUUUUUUUUUUAGACCGGAGCUGCCUCGUUCGCCGGUACGUCCAGGAGAUUCGUAUGCACCCCCGGACUGCUUCCUCCGCCAGGGCGCUGCGGAAGAGGAAGGCCGCCGCUUUUCCUGUUGCGGCGCCUGCGGAGGCGGGAGAGGGCGAGGGCGGAGUGAAGCGGUUCCGUGGAGUCCGGCGGAGGCCGUGGGGAAAGUUCGCAGCGGAGAUCCGCGACCCGUGGCGGCGCGUGCGCGUGUGGCUCGGCACGUUCGAUACCGCCGAGGAGGCAGCCAAAAUGUACGACUCCGCUGCGGUCCGGCUCCGCGGCCCCGGCGCCGCCAUCAAUUUCUCCCGUCCUGCUGCGAGCUCCCCGAAGAACCUUCCCAAGAGCAGCACCUUGUCGGUAUCCGCCGUUUCCGAGUCCACCGACGAGUCGCGGGGACUCUGCUCUCCGACUUCCGUCCUCCGCGACUUCUCCUCUGCCUCUUCAUCAUCCUGCUCGUCCUCCUCUCCUUCCGUGGCGGAGGAGGUCCCCAUACCCCGGCCGAAGACGGAGUCGACGGCCAGCGGUAGCUCGCCAGAGGAACUCGGCGUAUUCCCGCCGUUUAAGAUUCCUGCGCUCUUUGACGACUUCUUAGAACUCGGCGGCUCGGGUCCGGGAAGCUACUUUGACGACUCGGCGCCCAUCGGCUUCUUAGCCGAAGAGUUAAGUCAGGCUCUCAUCGGCUCAGGACUUGAGCUCGAAUACAGGCCGUCCACGUGGCAGGAUGAUGACUUCUUCAACGACAUCGGCGAUUUAUUCGCGAUCGAUCCUCUCCUUGCCGUCUAA